Molecule: messenger RNA, 5374 nt
Organism: Sinocyclocheilus grahami
Lineage: Eukaryota; Metazoa; Chordata; Actinopteri; Cypriniformes; Cyprinidae
Exons: 21
Coding region: 344-5374 (1676 amino acids)
Molecular function (GO): protein binding
Source: RefSeq, a predicted model, not a curated record
UGAAGCUCUAUAAGAAAAGGAUGUUUGGUCCAUUUGAGAGAAAGGUGGGGUAAUGCACUUAUAAGUCUGCGAUCCGCCGUAAAACAAGAAGACGAAGCAGUAGCAGAAUGUGGUGGUUUAUCUCCGAUCGUAACAGAAGAGGGUGAAACCAGAUGAAGCUCCUCAUGACUCUCAUACCCAUUUCUAACAAGCAAUCCAUCACUGAAUCGAACGAUUGUGUUCAAAAUGGAACCUCUAGUCAUAUGGAAGAGAAGGUGAGACCAGAUGAGUCACCAUCUUCUGCACUCUCACUGCUGUCUAUUAAAAGUUGAUCAGUCAGUGGAUAGACAGACUGCAUUCAACAAUGGAGCAAAGUUUCAUGGGAGAGAAGGCGAGAUCAGAAGAGGCACCAUCUCCAGCACUCUCACACCUGUCUAUGAAAAGUGAUCAGUCAAUGGAUCGCCCAAUUGCGUUCAACAAUGAAACCCCUAGUUAUAUUAGUCUAAGACCAGAUAAGGCACCGUCUCCUGCAACCUCAAACUUCUCUUUAAAAAGCAACAACUUAAUGGAUCGACCAAUAGCGUUCAAAGACAGAACACAGCCUUACAGUGUUAAAUGUCUGAGACAAGAUAAAGCACCAUCUCCAGCACCCUCACUCCUGUCUGUUAAAAGUGAUCAGUCAAUGGAUCGGCCAGUUGCAUUCAACAAUGAAAACCCUAGUUACAUUGGGUAUGAAAAUUGUAGACCAGAUGAGGCACCAUCUCCUGCGACCUCGUACUUCUCUUUAAAAAGCAACCAAUCAAUGGAUCGACCAAUUGCAUUCAAAGACGGAACUCAACCUUACAGUGUUAAACGUCUGAGACCAAAUGAAACACCAUCUCCAGCACCCUCACUCCUGUCUAUAAAAAGUGAUCAGUCAAUGGAUCGGCCAAUUGCGUUCAUCAAAGGAACCCCUAGUUACACUGGGUAUGAAAAUCUAAGACCAGAUGAGGCACCAUCUCCUGCAACCUCAUACUUCUCUUUAAAAAGCAACAAUUCAAUGGAUCGACCGAUUGCGUUCAAAGACAGAACUCAACCUUACAGUGUUAAAAAUCUGAGACCAGAUGAGUCACCAUCUCCAGCAUUAUCAUUCCUGUCUGUAAAAAGUGAGCAGUCGAUGGACAGACCGAUCGCAUUCAGGGAUGAAGCACAGAGUUACAGGCUCAGAAGUAAGGACACCAAGGAGAUCAAAGAGCUUGAUGUUGCAUUCAUUGAUGAGAUUUCAAGGGAUGAAAAAAUUGAAUAUUCUCAUCCAACUAAGUGCUUCUACAGUGGGUUUUCCACUAAUGAUUUGCCUAUGGAUGUAACUGAGGUUGCAGCUCUUGGUCGUCCUUUGGAUCUUGGAAUGUUGUAUGACCAGCGCAAUGAAUCUUUCAUUUCAGACAGUAAUCUUUGGGAUAACCACACUUUAACAAGUGACAGAAUAUCUUGGCCCCAACUGAAAACACUUCUAAAGGUUUUGGAAGACGACUCCCUUCAGGAGAGGUGCAGAGCAUUUGAAAUGUCACCAAUGUUGCGAGUAAGGGCUCUCUGUGGACUGAUGGAGCUAAAUGGAGCUGCUGCUUUUCUGAAUCACCCAGUUCAGUCUCAACAUCAGGACAGAGUUACAGUACACUACAAAACCACCACCAGACUGGACAUGAUCAGCCAAAGACUCUUACAGGAAGGAGCUCCUGCCUCAGUCAUUAAUGCAGCCACAGCUACACAUGUGAUCAUCGCUGUGUUCUAUGGAGCCCAGGCUUUCUUUGUUUUUGAUAAUGAGAGAAUCAGCUCAGAGAAAAAUUCAGAAAUGGAAAAUGUUAUCAAGAAGAUGACCACCACCCUUAGUGCAAGGGAUGUGUUUUCAAGUCUUCAUGAAAAUGAAAAGGCUAACACCAUUUUAUAUGACUGCAGUCUAUACACUGAUCUGGGUGACUGGAAGAGCCCAGUGUCUUUUGAUAAGGCGUUAGAAAUCUAUGGUUCUCUCCCAACACUGCUUGGAUCUAAAGAUGAGAGAGCAGUUCCUCUGAAGGUCUGGCUGUACCCUCUGAAGAAACUGGACAAGAGCUCUGUGCAUGUAGCUCUGAGUGGAGUCAGUGAAACCUUGAUGCAUCAAGCUGAGAACAUUCUGGAACAUCUGAGAAAACAGAUCGGAAUGUGUCAGGACAUGAUAACAGAUUAUGAUAAUCUGACAGUAAUUACUUGGUUUCCUGCUUUGACGGAAAAACUUCAGAACUUUUCAGAAUUUCUGCAAGAUUAUAGGACAGAGUUUCAGAGAAAAACUGCUAAGAUUAUUGAGUCAAAACACAUCAAUGAAGAGGAGAGAGAGAAGAGUUUACAAGAACUUAUCAGUAACUGUGAUCAGUCUCCAUUCAGUCUAGAAAACACACAGCACUGGCUUGAGAAGAAGGAAACUGAGCUGGUAGUUUUAAAUGGGUGCAGAGCAGCAAACAUGACUAUUGUGAAAUCACAGGAGGAGCUUCAGCGUGUCAUCAAUGAUCCUCUGAUGAGCAGUGUGUUCUGCUUCACUUCAUCAAUGGAGGCUGAAGACUCCUUCCUCACGGUUCUCAAGCAGCACAUUGAAUUAAUGAAAAAGAGCACAUUGAUCAUAUCUAAACGCAUAAACCUAGAAGAUUCACUGCAGCCACUGAAGCCUGUUUGUAUCAGUGAAAAAGUACUUUCUGACCUAAAAGUAUUCAUUGGUGCCAAAGAGACAAAUGAAGAUCCAAAGCAAACCAGAUUCAUUGCUGCAUCUGUACCUGAUGACGGUUAUUCAGAAUUCUCUGUGCAAUUUUAUCAUGAAGGGAGAAUUGUGAGCAGAAAUCUAAACCUUCAAAGAAAGACAGAUCUUGCCCAGAUAUCUCAGAUAAAACACAACAGUGUGUCCCUAAAAAUUAAUAAAAAACAAAACAGAAAUAUUGAGAGGUAUGUCAUACAGUACAGAGCUUUAGGUGAUGGAAUGAACAACACCACAUGGAAACAGAUCAUUUUUGAUUCCAAAUCUGUUAAAGAAACCUGUGUAAUAUCAGAUCUAAAGUCAGGCAAACAGUAUCAGCUGAGGUAUUCAGUUAUUGAGCAGGACUGUAUGAGCAACUUUAGCAGAAUUAUUAACAUUAAGACCGCAUUUUCACCAAUAAAUGGACAACCCUUUGUGAAUAAGUUGAACAGGGACACUCUCAGACUUGCCUGGUUGAAGGCUGAAACUGGAGAAGAUUGUCCAGUGCUGCGGUAUAUGGUUGAAUAUAAAGAAGCAGGACUGGAGGGCUGGUCAUCAGUACAAACACAAGGACCUGAGUGUGAAUGCACUUUAACUCUACCUCACAACACCUGCUAUAGAGUCAGGGUCUCUGCUGUCUAUGGAGGAGACACCAGUAAACCCAGUGAGGAGACACCAGUACCAGUGGAUGUCUGGAGCAUAAACCUCUCAGAGAGAAAGAGCUCCAUCCUCCUAGAAGUGCUGAAACUCCAAACAGAGAAGAAACCAGUAGAGCUGAUAGACUGGACAGAUGAAGAGAGUGAAGUGAAGGGAUUCCUCCAGUGUCUGCCCUACAUCUCUGAAUUAAGAUUUGCUGUACCACACAACAAAACAGCUGGAUCAUGGGACAAAAGAAAGAGAUUUUUCAUACUGGAUUUGUGUCUGCAAGCUGCUCUCAAUCAGAAAGAGACAAUAGAAGAAAAUGUGAAGAAACUGCUAUCAUCUGUGGAUUAUGAGAAAUGUGAUUUCCUGCUGGAUCUGUGUUCACAUGUGAAGGACUAUGAGACUCAAACAGCAGUAUUGUUGUACACAGAUGAAGAGAGUGAAGUGAAGGGAUUCCUGCAGUGUCUGCCCUACAUCUCACAGCUGAGAUUUGCUGUACCACACAAUAAAACAGCUGGAUCAUGGGACAAAAGAAAGAGAUUUUUCAUACUGGAUUUGUGUCUGCAAGCUGCGCUCCAUCAGAAAGAGACAAUAGAAGAAACUGUGAAGAAACUGCUGUCAUCUGUGGACUAUAAGAAAUGUGAUUUUCUGCUGGAUCUGUACUCACACAUGAAGGACUAUGAGACUCAAACAGGCAGGAGUGUCCUUCCAGCAUUACAGCCAAUUUAUCAGUCAGCUCCUGCAGUCUGGAUCAUAAAGCUCUCAGAGAGAAAGAGCUCCAUCCUCCUAGAAGUGCUGAAACUCCAAACAGAGAAGAAACCAGUAGAGCUGAUAGACUGGACAGAUGAAGAGAGUGAAGUGAAGGGAUUCCUCCAGUGUCUGCCCUACAUCUCACAGCUGAGAUUUCAUUCAAUUGUUGGCAAUGAGAAGAACAUGUCUGUCAAAUUUCUGGUGAAUCUGAUUGUUUCAGCAUCAGAGUUUAAAACCACUGGAGAAAAUUACACUGAACUGUUCACAUCUGUGUGCAGCUACACAUCUUUCCCCUUCAGUGAAAACUAUACUAACCGUCACGCUGCUCAGUGUGAUUUCCUGCUGGAUCUGUGUUCACAUGUGAAGAAUUAUGAGACUCAAACAGACAGGAGUGUCCUUCCAGCAUUACAGCCAAUUUAUCAGUCAGCUCCUGCAGUCUGGAGAAUAAAGCUCUCAGAGAGAAAGAGCUCCAUCCUCCUAGAAGUGCUGAAACUCCAAACAGAGAAGAAACCAGUAGAGCUGAGAGACUGCACAGAUGAAGAGAGUGAAGUGAAGGGAUUCCUGCAGUGUCUGCCCUACAUCUCACAGCUGAGAUUUUAUCCCUAUGAGAAGAAAAGGUCUUUCCAGUUUCUGCUGAAUCUGAUUAUUUCAGCAUCAGAGUUUCAUAAAACGACUGGUGAAAAUUACACAGAACUAUUAACAUCUGUGUGCAGCUACACAUUUUUCCCUUUUAAUGAGGAUUAUUUAGAUGAUUUUGAAUCACAGAUUGAUCAGUGUGAUUUUCUGCUGGAUCUGUGUUCACAUGUGAAGGACUAUGAGACUCAAACAGGCAGGAGUGUCCUUCCAGCAUUACAGCCAAUUUAUCAGUCAGCUCCUGCAGUCUGGAGAAUAAACCUCUCAGAGAGAAAGAGCUCCAUCCUCCUAGAAGUGCUGAAACUCCAAACAGAGAAGAAACCAGUAGAGCUGAGAGACUGGACAGAUGAAGAGAGUGAAGUGAAGGGAUUCCUGCAGUGUCUGCCCUACAUCUCACAGCUUAGGAUUUCUGAGUGGUUCAUCUCAUCACUAUGUAAAGUGUUUGGGCCCAGAGUGAAGGCAGAUCAGGUGGCUCCUCUGCUCAAGGCUUUGGACUUCACCGUCACUCUGAGUGAAAAAUUACCCAGCAGCACCUGCAGAUCUGUGGGAGAGUUCAGGGCCUCAAAAAACUCAAAGCAAAAUCCCUUUCAUUUCCUGAGCAUCUUGACUCUCCCGAGUCUGUUGUCUGUCCAGUGA